AUGGUAAGCAAUAACAGCUCUGACUGCAUAUAUAAUGACUCCUUUAAGUACACCUUGUAUGGGUGCAUGUUCAGUAUGGUGUUUGUGCUUGGGUUAAUAUCCAACUGUGUCGCCAUAUAUAUUUUCAUCUGUACUCUCAAAGUGCGGAAUGAAACAACAACAUACAUGAUUAACUUGGCAAUGUCAGACUUGCUUUUCGUUUUUACUUUACCCUUCAGGAUAUUUUACUUUGCAACAAGGAACUGGCCCUUUGGGGAUUUACUUUGUAAGAUUUCAGUGAUGUUCUUUUAUACCAACAUGUAUGGAAGCAUUCUGUUCUUAACCUGUAUUAGUGCUGAUCGGUUUCUGGCCAUCGUCUACCCAUUUAAGUCGAAGACGCUGAGAACCAAACGAAAUGCAAAAAUCGUUUGUAUUGCUGUGUGGUUAACUGUGAUGGGAGGAAGUGCACCAGCAGUUUUUGUUCCAUCUCCGGGUAACAAUACUUCAGCAACCUGCUUUGAAAAUUUUCCAGCAGCUACAUGGAAAACCUUUCUCUCAAGGAUUGUAAUCUUCAUAGAAAUAGUGGGGUUUUUUAUUCCUCUCAUUUUAAACGUAACUUGUUCUAGUAUGGUGCUGAGAACUUUAAAUAAACCUGUAACAUUAAGUAGAAGUAAAAUAAAUAAAACUAAGGUUUUAAGAAUGAUAUUUGUACAUUUGGUUAUAUUCUGUUUCUGCUUCGUGCCUUACAAUAUCAACCUUAUUUUAUAUUCUCUUAUGAGAACACAGACGUUUGUCAAUUGCUCAGCGGCAAUAGCAGUAAGGACCAUGUACCCAAUCACUCUCUGCAUUGCUGUUUUAAACUGUUGCUUUGACCCUAUCAUUUACUACUUCACGUCGGACACGAUUCAAAAUUCGAUAAAAAUGAAAAACUGGUCCAGCAGGAGAAGUGACUCCAGAUUCUCUGAAGUUCAAGGCACAGAAAACUUUAUUCAACAUAACCUACAGAUGUUGAAAAAUAAGAUAUCUGACAAUGAAUCUACAAUAUAA
Molecule: messenger RNA, 1026 nt
Organism: Budorcas taxicolor (takin)
Lineage: Eukaryota; Metazoa; Chordata; Mammalia; Artiodactyla; Bovidae
Gene: LPAR6
Product: lysophosphatidic acid receptor 6
Exons: 1
Coding region: 1-1026 (341 amino acids)
Biological process (GO): phospholipase C-activating G protein-coupled receptor signaling pathway; positive regulation of Rho protein signal transduction
Cellular component (GO): membrane
Molecular function (GO): lysophosphatidic acid receptor activity
Source: RefSeq, a predicted model, not a curated record